Messenger RNA from Diaporthe citri, 2076 nucleotides. RefSeq lists its product as uncharacterized. Lineage: Eukaryota; Fungi; Ascomycota; Sordariomycetes; Diaporthales; Diaporthaceae. The transcript is spliced from 2 exons. The record is from RefSeq and is a predicted model, not a curated record. Gene Ontology annotation, molecular function: protein binding. Bases 1 to 2076 code for a protein of 691 amino acids.
AUGGCUAAGAAGGACAAGAAGGGCGCCGACAAAAAGGCCAAGCUCGCUGAGAAGAAAGCAAAGCAGGAGAAGAAGGCCGACAAAAAGGCAAAGAACAAGGCCUCCAAGGCCGAUGACAGCGAUGCAGAGGACGUCGACCUGGACGAGGUCCUAGCUGAGUACCAGAGGCAGCAGGAUCAAUUCCUCAAAGUUACUGAGGUCGUCGCCGAUGGCCCGCCGAAGCCCAGGACCGCAUCGUGCUUCCUCGCCUCGCCAAGCAACUCCAAAGAGCUCCUCCUCUUUGGCGGCGAGUACUUCAACGGAGCGCUGGCAACUUUCUUCAACGAUCUGCACAUCUACAAUAUUGACAGGGACGUCUGGAAGACGGUCACGUCCCCCAAUGCGCCGCUGCCGCGGUCAGGGCACGCCUGGUGCCGGGGUGGCAACCAGAGCCAGUACGUGUACUUGUUCGGCGGCGAGUUUAGCAGCCCCAAGCAGGGGACCUUCUACCACUACAACGACUUCUGGAGGCUGGAGCCCAACACGCGCGAGUGGACGCGGAUCGAGUUCAAGGGCAAGUCGCCACCUGCGCGAAGCGGCCACCGCAUGACGUACUACAAGCAGUACGUCGUUCUCUUCGGCGGCUUCCAGGACACAUCAAACGCCACAAAGUACCUGGCGGACCUGUGGCUCUACGACACGGUCAACUUCUCCUGGAUCUCCCCCGUGCUGCCGCCCGCGCAGCUCAAGCCCGACGCGAGGUCCAGCUUCACGCUGCUCCCGCACGAGCAGGGUGCGGUGCUGUUCGGGGGCUACUCGCGCGUCAAGGCGACGGCGGCGGCCAACAAGGGCGCGAAGGCCGGGGCCCAGGGCCAGCGCAACGUUCUGAAGCCCAUGGUGCACCAGGACUGCUUCUUCCUGCGCAUCACGGCGCCCGCCGCCGACGCGCCGCCCAAUACGCCGCCGACCGUGCGGUGGGAGCGCCGCAAGAGGCCGGCCAACGCGCCCGAGCCCAAGCGCGCGGGGGCGACCAUGGCGUACCACAAGGGCCGCGGCAUCAUGUUCGGCGGCGUGCACGACGUCGAGGAGAGCGAGGAGGGCAUGGACAGCGAGUUCUUCAACGGGCUGUUCGCGUGGAACGUCGAGCGGAACCGCUUCUUCCCGCUCGCGCUGCGGAAGCCGCGGCAGCAGAAGAAGAAGGGUGGUGGCGAGGGCGACGAGAGGGUCGGCAGGAGGGGCCGCGCGGCGGCCAAGGAGGAGGAGCUCCUGAAGCAGCUCGCUGCGCUGGAGACCGGCAAGUCGGUCGAGGACGCGGGCGACAUGGAGCUAGACGGGAAGGAGGGCGGCGGGGACAGCAGCGAGGGGGAGAUGCCGGCGCGCGAGAUGCCCGUGUCGCACGAGCUGCCGCACCCGCGGUUCAACGCCCAGCUCACGGUGCAGGACGACGUGCUCUACAUCUACGGCGGGACGUUUGAGAAGGGGGACCGCGAGUUCACGUUUGACGACCUGAAGGCAGAGGAGGACUGGAUCGAGUCGGAGGACGAGGAAGAUGACGAGGAUGAAGAUGAGGACAUGGGCGAUGAGGACAUGGGCGAUGAGGAAGAGGAUGAAGACGUCGAGAUGGCCGACGAAGGCAGCACCAAGUUCACGGAGAGCAAGCGCAAGAAGAAGCAGCAGCAGGACGAUGUUUCCAACGCCGGCACGGACUCCACAGCCCCAUCGACGGCAGCAUCGGCGGCGGACGAGGAAGAGUCCGAGGCGGACACGGUGGCGACGUCUGUCGACGACGGACUGCCGCACCCGCGGCCGUUCGAGUCGCGGCGCGACUUCUUCCAGCGGACGACGGCCGAGUGGCAGGAGGUGCUGAUGACGAGCCUCCGGUGGAAGGGGAUCCAGCCCGAGAGCCUGACGGUCAAGGAGAUCAAGGCCAAGGCGUUCGAGCUGAGCGAGGAGAAGUGGUGGGACUGCCGCGAGGAGAUCACCGCGCUCGAGGACGAGCAGGAGGCCGCCGGCAUCGGCGAGGUCGUCUCGCUGGCCGACAAGGGAGAGGCCGGGGCUGGCGGUGGUGGUGGCGGCGGUGCUGGGAGACGGCGGUAA